GCCAAUUUGUCAACUUUCUCCGAAAAUGUCCACCCGGUUGUCAACAGCGUGUUGUGACCGACACAGCCGAACAUAUCGCAUAUUCACAGAUAUACAUUUGGUGACCAGGGGCUCUAGUGGAUACGCAUGGCCCAGGAGACACAGCAUAUCUCAGCACCCCGAACCCAGUACCUCGCGGGUCCUCACUGACGCUGCAAGUGCCACUUGUGUCUGCCCCUUUUCUGUGAAUCGAAACCCGAAAGCAACACUCCCCCUUGGCCCAUUCCGACAUUAUUCCUUCUCUUCGGACUCUAGCCUCGCCCAGUCGAGCACAAAAAAGACCAAAAAGCGGAUAGCACGCCAGGUGACUUCUGCCUCCUUUCGCCCUCGACGCCACUCUUCCAGAACAACACAUCAUUAAUUUUCUUGUCUUGUCUUUCCUACACGACUCUUGGAAACAUGGCCCACCCCUAUCACCCUCUUGCCAGCCCGUGGGCGCACGCCGCCGUCUGCUGCGACCAGGACCACGGCGGCUCGUCCUCCCAAUCCCAUCAUCACCCCCACCCACCCAUCACUCCCCUCGGCCAAAACUGUUCAACACAUCACCACCAUUUGAACGAAUCCUCAGAGUGUACCUCUGACUGCCACUUCGAUACGUUUUGUUGCAGCGGCGACUAUUGCUGUGACCAGCAUGUGCAUCUUGAAGGAGGCGACGGGAAGAACGGAGAAGGGGUCAAACACGAGGAGACUCUGGGAAAGCCCAGUUCAGCGAGCGGAGAUAAACGUAUGAGCGAGGUGCAGACUGCUCAAACGCUAGAGGAAUGGGCAGGGACGCCAGAAGGGUGCGAUGCUAUACAACAGCUGAUCGAAUGCUGCAAUCAACCCGACUGUAACAUGCCCGUCUGCCCCACUGAGAACAGCGCCGUUCACCCCCCACCCCUCGACCCGCUCGCCGCUAUCUUCUCCGUGGACAACCAAGUCCAGCCGAUCGCCUCAGCCUCGUCCACCGCCGACGGGUCGAUACCACCUUCGCACAUUUGCCACUGGGGCAACUGUCAUCUUGUCUUUGGCUCCAUGCCUGAUCUUCUUGCCCAUGUCGCGGCGGACCAUCUGAGUGCUUGGAAUUCGGCGCAGAGGCCAGAUCAGCUUUUACUCCAGGCGCAGCAGGCGCAACAGCAAGUACAAUCUUCUCACUUGCCCACAGUUCCCCCUCCGUCGCCGUCGCCACAUCAUCAGCACCAGCAUCAGCUUGCGCAGACUGCCAAACUGCAGCAGGACUAUCAGCGGCAGCUCGAGUCAUUACGUGCGACGCCUGCCAUUGCGCAAGACCCGUUGCUGUCUUGUAUGUGGGAUGAUUGUUUUCCAGUCACCGAUAUACCUGCAUCCCUCACCAGUGUCUUUCACAAUCCCAUCCAUCCGCCACACCCUCCCCCCCAGGCUGGGCCCGAUCAUGUUCACCCGAACGGCGAGCCCUUCAGCCCUGGUACCAUACUUCGACAUGUGCUCGAGGAGCAUCUUGGUAUCCCACCGGAUAUAGUGGGAUGGCCGACAGAGCAUGAUUUGCAGAACCAACACCCGCCUAAGCAUCACCACCAUCACCAUAUCGAUCCUCGCGAGGCGCAACUGUACCAUUCCAAUAAUUGCAGUCACGUCCAUCCUCAUCCCCAUCACGCUUCUGACACCCGUCACGGCCUCCCCACUCCUCCCUCCACCGUCGACACAGACCCUUCCGCGUCUCCCCCAUCUCCAAAUCUGAAUCUUCCCGGCAAGCCUCUCAUCUGUCUCUGGCCGGGGUGUCUUCACCCGCAAUCGUUUCCGGAUACGUCCUCACUCAUGGACCACCUUUCCGAAGAGCAUAUCCCCAAAGGACGAGACGCCUACACUUGUCACUGGGACGGGUGCGGCGGCGAAGAGGGGCGAGUGUUCAAGAGUCGGCAAAAGGUAUUGAGGCACUUGCAAAGUCAUAUCGGACACAAACCUUUUGUCUGUGGGGUCUGUCAGCAGAGUUUUAGUGAAGCGGCUCCGUUGACGGCGCAUAUGCGGAGACAUGCUCAAGAGAAGCCAUUCAAGUGCGAGCAUCCAGGAUGUGGCAAGAGCUUUGCCAUCUCUUCAUCGCUGACAAUCCACAUGAGAACCCAUAACGGCGAGAAGCCUUUCGUAUGCCCUCACUGUGACAAGGGUUUCGUCGAAGCUUCCAACCUUACCAAGCACAUUCGUACUCAUACCGGCGAACGUCCAUUCGCUUGCGCACAUCCCGGCUGCGGCAAGAAGUUUUCGAGACCCGACCAACUCAAACGACAUAUGAUUGUGCACAACAGGGCUCCGGGCGAGAAGAGGAAGGGUAGUGGGGUACCGGCGAAAGGGUAGUGGCUUGUUCAGAUUUGAAGUGGAGACCAGGCAUCUGACCUGGGAGAGUCGUUCAAUCAGGGAAUUGUGAAGUAGAGAGUUGUUAGGGCAAAAUAGGAAGCUGGUAGUAUGGCUGGUAAGCCAAAGGUUGUGAGCUGUUGUCUAUACAUUUACGUUGUAGAUUGCGAAGCAUAUACGCGCGUCUUGAGAGCCAAGUGGCUCUGCUGUAUAUCCCACUUAUGCACUCUCAAACAAAUAUAUGUACACUCAUCA
Messenger RNA from Cryptococcus amylolentus CBS 6039, 2598 nucleotides. RefSeq lists its product as hypothetical. The record is from RefSeq and is a predicted model, not a curated record. Lineage: Eukaryota; Fungi; Basidiomycota; Tremellomycetes; Tremellales; Cryptococcaceae. Gene Ontology annotation, cellular component: nucleus. Bases 439 to 2346 code for a protein of 635 amino acids. Gene Ontology annotation, biological process: regulation of transcription by RNA polymerase II. Gene Ontology annotation, molecular function: DNA-binding transcription factor activity, RNA polymerase II-specific; RNA polymerase II cis-regulatory region sequence-specific DNA binding. The transcript is spliced from 6 exons.